This is a messenger RNA of Penicillium diatomitis, 1791 nucleotides long. RefSeq lists its product as uncharacterized. The record is from RefSeq and is a predicted model, not a curated record. Bases 1 to 1791 code for a protein of 596 amino acids. Lineage: Eukaryota; Fungi; Ascomycota; Eurotiomycetes; Eurotiales; Aspergillaceae. The transcript is spliced from 2 exons.
AUGUCGCGCUGCAACCUGCCGCGAGGUCCGGAGGCCUCUCUGAUCCGAGUAGCGGGCGCUGGAUUUCGACUUUCCUUGCUUCUCAAUGCAGCUGCUUGUCAGUUGGCGCAAUCGAGGAUCGAAAUCCACAGUAUCGCAAAGGGCAUAUCUUUGUUCGCUUUAACCAUCAAGCAGCAUGGACAGCUCCUGGAAGGAAUCGAUCUCGACCACACCGCGGACGCAAUGGCAAAAGCGCAGGAAAUUGCCAACCAGGGACAGCGAGUGUUUUUGGAGAUUGAGCACAUGCUGGACAAACUGCAAGGCACAGACACCAAUGAGGACUUGAGACAGAUUCCAGUGCAAGAAAGGUUGAAGUGGUGCUUUCGGAAACAACAUGUCACUUACCUGCUUGCCCAUUUGGAAUCUCUCAAAUUGAGCCUGAUUGUGAUGAGCCGCGUCCUGCAACUAGGGGCGACAUUACAGUCAACGAGAAAUGCGAUGAGUCGGAUACCUAUGCCAUCUGCAGCAAACGAUGUCAUCUCCCAGGAGAAAGCUGAGACGCAGAAUAUGAUCAUUGUCCGAUACUGGUCCCUGAAACGCCUCGAUCGACUGUGGGAUCUUGUGGCUCAAGAGGCCAUUGACGCUGCAAACGAUCCCAUUAAUCGAAAGAUCAUGGCAAAUUAUGCCUCCGAUGCGUCCUUGACCAUGGGACCAUUACUUUCGGCAGCUCAAGGUUCAAAUCCGAACAAGCUGACACCAGUGACAUUCGGCGACAGUGACAAAAGCCUGGCGAAUUUGGAGCGAUCGCCCAAAGACAUGGUUCAGCUCUCAGAGUGCGCCAUGAAUCAGUUGUUGGUCGACUGGGUUCCCAACUUACACCCAGGCUUCAUGGAUCAGGUCAAAGAAGCGUCGUCAAAUCAUUCCAGACACAGUUCAUCGCGCGCCUACAUCUCGUCCGAUGGCGAAGACGAAGAUUCAGACGGUUCAGGCUGGGAUGGUCAUCACUAUCAGGGUUACUACUUGGAGGGCACCACACACGACUGGCGGAAGCCGCAUUCACAAGAAGCCCGAGAACGAGCGGCCAAACUACGUCGACAGUACGCUGAUUAUCAGGCCCACGUUGAAAGUGAUCCGGAGGAUCAUCAAUCCUAUCGUCGAAAAGGUCUCUCUGAGGAACCUCGGAGCAUCGGUUACAGCGACGAUGAUGAGCAAAGAGCCUCUCGGAAGCAGCCUUCCAAGAGGAAAACCACUAUCCAGGAUCCGAGUACAGCCUCCAAGUACCCCCCAAGCACCGCAUCUGAUCGUGGGCCCCCAUCAUGGAGCGGGGGCUAUCCACCGGCUCAGCCACCGGCUCAAUCGACGCCUCGCACGCCGGUUCCUCCUCAAAACCUGUCCAGACCGCCCACUCAAUCAUCUCGCUAUUUUCCACCGCCGGACUUUAGCAGAGCUACACCGCGAGCUAUACCAACAGUCCAGCCCAAUUCAUCUGUGGGCAACAUGCGCAUGCCUUCACCGAGACCUACCCCGCCGAGUCCAUACGAUACCCCUUGGACAGCGAACCAGCAGAACUUCAAUCCCAAUCUAUUACAACCACGCGCUCACCCUACCACACUGUCCACCUCGUCACCAGAACCCACUGUUCGAUUCCGAUCUUCGCCGCCUCGCUCCGCGCCACGGUCGCAUCGCAAAUCAUCCAAAGAGGAGGCAAGGGAGCGACACAAGGAAAUCACUCGUAGCGCGACUCGAGGGUUGGUUGGCAUAGGCGCAAUUGCAGGGUUUAUGGAUGCCCUAGAAGCGUUUUCAUUAUUAUGA